CAAUCUGUGGCUCCAGCCCGAACGCUACGUCAAUCUCCUGGCGUCGCAGCAAGUAGUGUCAACGUGGCUGCCUGCGGGCCACACGGCGAGGGGCCAGACAUCCUCAAGCAUCUUUCUUGCAGCGUUGCAUAGCUGGGCUGGCCACACGCCCGUCGUCGUCCUUGAGACGCCCCAGACUCGACUCCCAAGAUGCCACGGGGCCGUGCUUGUGUAUGGGUGCCCAGUCCGUGUCCGAUCCGAGCUAGGGGUCGUCAUCCCAAGUCCUGUCGUUUGUCAAUGCUACUCCGUACCACCCCUCGCCACAGCGCCGCCGCCAAUCACGUCGUCGCAAAACAAAACCAGUGCCCAGCCGUCUUGCCAACGUCACGGCCCAAUCAUCCUCUAUCCCGUCACGAACGGAUGGGGAACAUGCCCCUAUCAAGAUUGCUAGUGCUCACUGCGAACACCCCGUGUCCCGUUGCCAGCCGCUUCGGGCAUCCAACUCAUCCGAGGCGGCACAGCCAAGCCGAUGUCAUUCCGCCCAUCCAGCCGUCCGCCAUCUUGGCAGGCGUGGAUCACUCCAAAAGAAGGCCUCACUCCUCCGGGCCACACCCAGUCCAGUGCUGGUUGAGCUCGGCCUCGAGUGCGAACAGCGCGGGUCGGGGAAACUCGAGAAAUGAGACUGGGCCUUUUCCCUUUCGUACCGUACAAUCUCUCAAAAGCUCCCCUGCUGGUUAGCACGACAUGACCUUCCUUCUGGUGUAACUCCUGUUCUGACCGGGUGCCGAGGACAGGCUGGAGCAUCAUCCUGCAAGGCGAGAUGGCGACAUUGCUGCGACGAGACCAUAUGCCAUGAUGGCUUAUAGGCCCCAUAAACAGCAAGACAGUAGUACCCCGAGGUUUCCAAACCACACAGCUUUUCCAUAAGAAUCCAAUUAUGUCGUCUCAAGACCUGGCUGUUUCUGAAUCAGAGAUCU
Messenger RNA from Microdochium trichocladiopsis, 956 nucleotides. RefSeq lists its product as uncharacterized. The record is from RefSeq and is a predicted model, not a curated record. The coding region runs from base 190 to 717 and encodes 175 amino acids. NCBI's taxonomy places the organism in Eukaryota, Fungi, Ascomycota, Sordariomycetes, Xylariales, Microdochiaceae. The transcript has a single exon.